Macroventuria anomochaeta is the source of this 687-nucleotide messenger RNA. RefSeq lists its product as uncharacterized. Lineage: Eukaryota; Fungi; Ascomycota; Dothideomycetes; Pleosporales; Didymellaceae. Bases 105 to 485 code for a protein of 126 amino acids. The transcript has a single exon. The record is from RefSeq and is a predicted model, not a curated record.
AGCUUCAGCUCUGCUUCGUAGCCGCCGAAGCGCUCGGUGCCGGCCUCUGCGUCGAUGAGAUUGGACAUGGUGGGCGUGUCGGCGAGACUCUAUUGGGUGUGUGGAUGGGGUAUCGUGGAGAGGUUCCGAGGCGGGGACAUGGGAGGGUAUUGACGCUGUUGGCUGUUGACUUGCCGAGUUGCGACGGGGCGCAUUACGCACUGCCAAGGCAAGGGUGUCCUUGUCGCAUCACGUGGAGAGCUUUCUGUCUAUCACUUUCUCGCAAGUCACGCUUGGUUGGAUACUGCUGCCUUGACAUCAAGUCGUUCGACAGCUGCAAAGAAUAUGGUCACUCGUUCAAUAGGGAGCUGUGGUGCUUGGGCGCCUUGUUGUCAGCACCCUCGGCUCUCGUCCGGCUCACUUUGAGACUUGGGCCACGGCAUUUUGUUUCACAACUGCUUUCCACCUGCAGCAACAGUUUCACUGUCCCGUCGAUUCUCUGUUGACCAUCUGAACACUCAACUCCGAUUGCUCAAGAACACCUGUUCGGUAGUCUACAGCCUAGCGCACAGCCUAGCGCACAGUUGCAAGUGGAUCCUACGUGAUGGACCUCCCUCCAAACACUGUCUCCGCGGAGCCGCAUAUGUGAGGAAACUUUGGUGUUUCGCGGCCGUAGAAGAGACGAACGUCUGGAAAGCAGACUUUACU